Humulus lupulus (European hop) is the source of this 1831-nucleotide messenger RNA. RefSeq lists its product as uncharacterized. The coding region runs from base 159 to 1502 and encodes 447 amino acids. Gene Ontology annotation, biological process: amino acid metabolic process. Gene Ontology annotation, cellular component: cytoplasm. Gene Ontology annotation, molecular function: aminoacylase activity. The transcript is spliced from 5 exons. The record is from RefSeq and is a predicted model, not a curated record. Lineage: Eukaryota; Viridiplantae; Streptophyta; Magnoliopsida; Rosales; Cannabaceae.
GAAAUAAUUUGUGCACCAAAUGGCUGGUGCUUCCGUGUUGUCUUACUUCACUGAUGAGGCAGCCAGGUUGACCGAAUCCAUAAAAAAAACAUCAUCGACAUCCUACAACUAAAAAUCACAUCCUUUACACCUGAAGUUGCGCUCACACUCCAGUUGCCAUGGCUAAAACUCACACCUCUCUUCUAUCUCUCUUUAUCCUUUUUCUCUUUACCUUCCUAUUGACCCCGACCCAACAACAAUCCCAUGGAGAAGAAGAAGAAAACACACUAGUAGACGAUCCCAUUUCCCGCUUCCGAAACUACCUGCGAAUCAACACGGCCCAUCCAUCCCCAGAUUACUCCUCCGCCGUCUCCUACCUCCUUUCCCAGGCCAUUUCCCUCGGCCUCCAAUCCCGAACCUUCGAGUUCUCCCCCAACAAGCCUCUCCUCCUCCUCACAUGGUGGGGCUCCGACCCUUCUAUUCCUUCUAUCCUCUUCAACUCCCACCUCGACUCCGUCCCCGCCGAGCCCUCUAAAUGGACCCACCCACCAUUCUCCGCCGUCAAGACCCCAGACGGAAGAAUCUUCGCCCGUGGAGCCCAGGACGACAAGUGCAUCGGGAUGCAGUACCUCGAGGCCAUUCGCAAUCUCAAGGUCAAGGAUUUCCAACCCACUCGAACCGUACACUUGUCGUAUGUCCCCGACGAGGAGAUCGGAGGGUUUGAGGGCGCGGCCAGGUUCACGGCGUCGCAAGAAUUCAGGGAUUUGAAUUUGGGUUUCGCCAUGGACGAAGGUCAGGCCAAUCCGGGGGAUUCUUUUAGAGUUUUUCACUCGGAUAGGUCGCCUUGGGAGUUGGUGAUCAAGGCGAAGGGAACGCCAGGGCACGGGUCGAGGAUGUACGAUAACAGCGCCAUGGAAAAUUUGAUGAGGAGCAUGGAGAUUAUGAGCCGGUUCAGGGAGAGCCAGUUCGAUGAGGUCAAAGCCGGUCGAGCUUCCAACUCGGAAGUUAUUUCGGUUAAUCCUGUUUAUUUGAAAUCUGGGAUCCCUUCUCCGACUGGAUUUGUAAUGAAUAUGCAACCUUCAGAGGCAGAAGCUGGGUUUGACCUGAGAAUGCCUCCUACAGCAGACCCAGAUCUUAUAAAGAAAAGAAUUGCGGAGGAAUGGGCGCCAGCUGUGAGGAACAUGACCUACGAGAUUCGUGAGAAAGGGCCUAUUAGAGACUCCCACGGUCGCCCAUUAAUGACAUUGACAAAUGAUUCCAAUCCCUGGUGGCCUGUUUUCAAAGAAGCUAUUGCUGCAGUUGGAGGGAAACUUUCAAAGCCUGAAAUAUUGUCUUCAACUACAGAUGCCCGAUACCUUAGACAGUUGGGAGUUCCUGUUGUUGGAUUCUCACCAAUGAUAAAUACUCCCAUCUUGCUACAUGAUCAUAAUGAGUUCUUGAAAGAUACUGUAUAUCUGAGGGGUAUAGAGGUAUACGAAUCAAUAAUCAGCACAUUGAGUUCUUUCCUGGAAGCAUCUCAAUAAGUGAUCUUGUUAUUCAGUUGUGAGGAGCUAUGCAUGAUCAUCGGUACGGUUUUCAAGUGAAGGAGCAGCAACGUGUAUAUAUGAUGGGUAUGAAAACUCAAUUACCUUUAAUACAUAGCUCGUUUGUGCAGAUGAAUGUACUAUUACAAUAAUAAUGUCUGCCUCAGAUUAGGAUUUUCGUAGCUUCUAGAAACUACUGGAUUAAAAUUAUUUUGCUGAUGAAAUUUGUCAAUUUGAAGAAGAGUAUAGGUUUCUUUGUAAUCUAAAUGCAAGUUGUAUUUGUGUUACCUUGAUUAAAAUGAAAGUAAAAAUGAACUUGAAAACUAGUA